AUGUCAAAAUCUCAGAUCCUCAUCAUCGGUGGUGGCCUUGCUGGUCUAGCCCUAGGACAGUCACUCCUCACGCAGCACAUCCCCUUUCAUAUCUACGAGCGCGACACAUCAAGCUCAUUUCGCUCGCAAGGUUACCGGAUCCGUAUCUCUGAGGAUGGGGCCUCCGCCCUGAAAUCCCUACUUCCAGCCCAGCUGUAUGAGCAGUUCGAUCGGACCUCGGCUCCCGUCAUAAAAAAUGGCUGCCAAAUCGAUGCCUCUACCGCAGAGUCUUCGCCAGGUAGCAUGCCCGCUCAACCCGGCCAAGCGUGGAACGUCGAUCGCGCGACCAUUCGCAACGUGCUGCUGCAAGGACUAGACGAGCAUAUGACCUUCGGUAAGCAUUUCAGCCACUACACCCUGCGCGACGACGAUGUAACCGCACACUUCGGCGACGGCACCGAUGCAACCGGCACUCUUCUCGUCGCCGCGGACGGCGUGCGUUCGCCCGUGCGGCGCCAAUUCCUUCCCAACUACACCGUUCUAGACACCACCGGUCGCGCCAUCUUCGGCAAGACCCUGCUGGCUUCCCUCCCGACCUCCGUUCCCCAGCAAGUCCUGAACCACGGUAUCAGCGUCAUCAGUGAUCCCGCACAGCCAGAGGUAAAGUUGUUUUGCGACACCAUGCGCUUCAACCACUCACUGUUAUCUACCUCCACCGCGCCACCACCAGUAAGCCUCCCAGACGACUACCUCUACUGGGUGCUCCUCCUGCAAACGACCAGCACCACCAUGCCAGACCCAGAAUUCCUAUCUCUCAAAUCUGCUGGCGCCGCCGCCCUUGCCACCAAACUCACUACCAACUGGCACCCCACCAUUCGCGCCAUCACCGAGCAUCAACUCGCCGACGCCGCCGCGCCGCUGUCGUUCCUCAUGGCACGCCCGCCCAUCGCGGCCUGGGAUACGAAUGCGCGCGUCACACUCGUCGGCGAUGCAGCGCACCCAAUGCCUCCUGUAGGGGGCGUGGGCGCCAACGCGGCGUGGCAGGAUGCCGCCGAGUUGGCCACUUUGAUUCGAGAGGGCGGAGGUGAGGUCACAGUGGAGGCGCUGGCGACGUUUGAGGAUGGUGCCCGGUCGCGGAGCAACGCCUGGGCGGAGAGGGCGAGGGGUGGGAUGGCAAAACUGCUGGGCGUGGUGCCUGUGGAGGAGAUGCGGGAGGUUGAGUGUUAG
Messenger RNA from Cyphellophora europaea CBS 101466, 1206 nucleotides. RefSeq lists its product as uncharacterized. The transcript has a single exon. Gene Ontology annotation, molecular function: FAD binding. The coding region runs from base 1 to 1206 and encodes 401 amino acids. NCBI's taxonomy places the organism in Eukaryota, Fungi, Ascomycota, Eurotiomycetes, Chaetothyriales, Cyphellophoraceae. The record is from RefSeq and is a predicted model, not a curated record.